Molecule: messenger RNA, 1917 nt
Organism: Penicillium diatomitis
Lineage: Eukaryota; Fungi; Ascomycota; Eurotiomycetes; Eurotiales; Aspergillaceae
Gene: npl4
Product: nuclear protein localization protein 4
Exons: 4
Coding region: 1-1917 (638 amino acids)
Biological process (GO): ubiquitin-dependent protein catabolic process
Cellular component (GO): nucleus
Molecular function (GO): ubiquitin protein ligase binding; ubiquitin binding
Source: RefSeq, a predicted model, not a curated record
AUGGCGUCUCGACCGAUCCUUCUGCGAUUUGAAAGCAGAAACGGCCAGUUCCGUCUUACCGUCAACCCUACAAAUCAGUUCCCGGCACUUCAAGACAAGAUCGUUGAAAAUCUUCCUGCGGACGUCGAUCCAUCAUCCAUAAUUCUCUCGAAUAAACCGAUUGGCACAGGUGGAGCAGAGCGAGAGUUGGAAGCACUGGGUGGUGUUGCCAUUACGGAGGUUGGCCUCAAACACGGAGACAAACUCUUCCUCGGAUAUCGUGAGAAAGCAGCCAGUCAGCCAAAUGGAACCACAAACGGAACCUCAUCAACACCCGCUGAGCGGCGCUUGAAUGGAGCCCCUGUGCCUCAAACCCAGACCGUUCCAAUUUAUGCCCAACCUACCUCACCUACCCUCAACAUCUCCAAUCCGUGGGAUGUAGUGCAGCAGUCCCCACUCGACGAUCGCCUGGACAAACUAGAUGGUAAGAUCAAGCGGAGCAAGGAUCCUAGGAUGUGCAAGCAUGGACCUCGUGGCAUGUGCGACUAUUGCAUGCCACUUGAGCCUUACGAUGCCAAGUAUCUUUCCGAAAAGAAGAUCAAGCACCUUUCAUUCCACUCCUAUCUCCGAAAGAUCAAUGCCGCGACCAACAAACCAGAAAUGAAGGCCUCAUUUAUGCCACCCUUGAAUGAGCCAUAUUAUCGUGUUCAAAAAGAUUGUCCAUCGGGACACCCAGCAUGGCCGGAAGGUAUUUGCACCAAGUGCCAGCCUAGUGCAAUCAGCCUGCAGCCCCAAGAGUUUCGCAUGGUUGAUCAUGUGGAGUUUGCGUCUCCAGACUUGAUCAACUCAUUACUGGAUUUCUGGAGAAAAUCAGGCGCACAAAGGCUGGGAUUCCUCUAUGGAACCUACGAGGAGUAUACCGAGGUACCUUUGGGUGUCAAGGCGGUGGUUCAAGCCAUUUACGAGCCACCUCAGAAUGGCGAGAUCGAUGGCGUGACCCUUCGUGACUGGGACAACGAGAAAGAGGUCGACGAUGUCGCUCAUCUCUGUGGGCUGCAAAAGGUGGGAGUGAUCUUCACUGAUCUUCUUGAUGCAGGCCAAGGUGAUGGCUCCGUUGUGUGCAAGCGACACAUUGACUCCUACUACCUGUCAUCUCUUGAAGUUAUCUUUGCGGCCCGCCUUCAAUCUCAAUAUCCAAAGGCCACGAAAUGGAGCCGCAGUGGACGAUUUGGCUCCGACUUUGUUACUUGUGUGCUGAGUGGAGAUGAGGCCGGUGCUAUCGCCGUCAGUGCAUACCAGGCCACAGUUUCCGCAGCCGAAAUGGUGCGAGCCAACAUCAUCGAGCCAUCCGCGGAACCAUCUGUGAUGCUGGUGCAGUCUGAGGAUGACGACGACGCGGGCAGCCAGACAAGGUACAUUCCAGAAGUCUUCUACCGUCGAAUUAACGAAUACGGUGCCAGCGUCCAAGAAAACGCCAAACCCAGCUUCCCCGUCGACUAUCUCCUGGUCACGUUGACACAUGGAUUCCCGACUGAAUCCAAGCCUCUAUUCAUGAAUAGCACGUUCCCGAUCGAGAACCGCGAGAUUAUCGGAGAAAGCCAGGAAUUGCGACAUGUGGCACAAAAGCUCAUGUCCAGUGAUGCUGGUCAAGUCACGCAAGGCGUCUCAGAUUUCCACCUGCUGUGUUUCCUGCACGGACUCUCAACGUUCAACAAGGACGAAGAAUCCCUCCUCGGCCGCGUCGCAACAACCCACGAAACCACAGAGGGCCUACAGCUGCUGAAUACCUCGGGUUGGGCAACGUUGAUGACAAUACUUCAGGAGAGUGGUGAGCGCCCCCCAAGCGCCCGUGGCCUCCCACGGCCGCGGUCCCCAAUCCUGCCUCUCCCAAAUCCGACGGUGAACAGCUUGCUAAGAGGUUCAAGGGAACUAGGAUAG